UGAGCUCUCUGCUCUCUUCUCUCACUUUUACCCUUUUCAAUUUUCAUUCCGUAAUCAAUAUUUGGUUUGGAUAAAAAAACCUUGUAACUUGUUCGAUUUCACUCCGUUGGCUGUUUUACGGUACCGGAAUACAACUUUCUGGGAACUCUCUCUGGUUUUGAUUUCGUAUAAUUCGGAGUUUUAUUUUCUAGGCUCCGAAUUUUUAAAGUGUUCCCCUGAACUCUCUAGGGUUUAGAUUGGUUCUUAUCGGAAGAAGAAGAAGAAGAUGAGUAACACACCAGCAACGGCGGCGGCGGCGUCAUCAUCUAAAUCCAAAGCUGCGGGAACUUCUCAGCCACAGGAAAAACGCAAAACCCUCUUUCAGAAAGAAUUGCAGCAUAUGAUGUAUGGAUUUGGCGAUGAGCAAAACCCACUUCCAGAGACUGUGGCGCUUGUAGAAGACAUUGUUGUGGAGUAUGUCACAGAUUUGACACAUAAGGCUCAAGAGAUUGGUUCAAAGCGAGGUAGACUUCUUGUUGAUGACUUCUUGUAUCUUAUCCGCAAGGAUUUGCCAAAACUGAACCGGUGUAGAGAACUGUUGGCGAUGCAAGAAGAGCUCAAACAAGCUCGUAAAGCUUUUGAUGUCGACGAAAAGGAGCUAGUUGAUUGAUCUUUCUCACUCACAAGUCACAAGUAAGCUUGUUUGUAGGUGACCUUUUGGAGUUAAAAAGAUCUUAGUGAUUAGUAUUUGAAUCUCAAGACUGUAAAAAACAAGUGGAAUUGAAAUUUAGAUACAUUUCAUUUUUUACUAA
Molecule: messenger RNA, 791 nt
Organism: Camelina sativa (false flax)
Lineage: Eukaryota; Viridiplantae; Streptophyta; Magnoliopsida; Brassicales; Brassicaceae
Product: transcription initiation factor TFIID subunit 13-like
Biological process (GO): transcription by RNA polymerase II
Molecular function (GO): protein heterodimerization activity
Source: RefSeq, a predicted model, not a curated record